Molecule: messenger RNA, 2916 nt
Organism: Hemibagrus wyckioides
Lineage: Eukaryota; Metazoa; Chordata; Actinopteri; Siluriformes; Bagridae
Gene: tnfrsf9a
Product: tumor necrosis factor receptor superfamily, member 9a
Exons: 8
Coding region: 374-1195 (273 amino acids)
Biological process (GO): regulation of cell population proliferation
Cellular component (GO): external side of plasma membrane
Molecular function (GO): cytokine binding; signaling receptor activity
Source: RefSeq, a predicted model, not a curated record
CGAACACGUGAAUAUCUCAAGCAAUUCAAUCUUAAACGUAAUCUAUUUCAAUAGACGGCGUUAAUAGAGUUCAUAUUACAUCAGCGCUUGAUUUUUGUAAUGAAUCACUCCUGUGCUAAUUUUUAAUUAAGAGUUAAUUGUACCCGAACUCUUACCUUUAACAAGCCACACUAAUGCUUUAGAGUAAAAGAAACUGUUAAAUGUCGCUCUUUCGGCGAGUGUGGGUUAAAGUCCCACCCACAGUAAGUCCCGCCCCGACAUUAAAAUCAUUCAGACCCGUUGAUCAGCGUGUCAUUGUGCUCUGCGCUUUGUCUUUGAGACUUUCUCACCAUCUUUCACACUGAGUCAAGAACCUCAUCCUCAAUCCACAAACAUGCGACUCAUCCAGCCGGGACUGUGUCAUAUCCUACUAAUCACCACUGUAUUAUACACCACUGAGGCAGUAACAUCAGGAUGUCAGACAUGGAAUAUUAAGGGUGACAAAGUCUGCUGUGAAAAGUGCAACCCAGGUAACCGCUUGGUGGCACAAUGUGGUCUAGAUCGCAGUGUACUCUGUACACCAUGUAAACCUAAUACAUUCACAGUUCUUCCACUGACGCCUUACUGUCACAGAUGCACGCAGUGUAUAGAUCCGCAAGUCCAGGAGAAACCCUGCAAUGCCAGCGCAGACACUGUGUGUGGAUGCAAAAGUGGGUUUCGUUGUGGAGAUCAGGAGUGUACCUAUUGUAUUGAGGAGUGCACAAAGGGUCAAGAGCCAACAGAUGAACGGGAUUGUAGAAAAUGCCCAGACGGAACCUUCAAUGAUAAAAUCCACAGUGCUUGUAAACCUUGGACGAAAAGGUGUCCUGAAGGAGAGCAAAUUAUUGUCCACGGGAAUGAAUUCAGCGACAUUCAGUGCGGCAAGGGACCAGAUGCCACAUCUUCAGAUAACUUUUUCUAUCCACUCAUUGGAAUUUUUGCUGCCAUUUCUGCACUCAUUAUCAUUCUCUUUUUAUUGCUGUGGUUCGCCUAUAAAAGAACAAAAAACAAGAGCCAAAGCAAGGACCUAAAGCCAACUACUCCAUCCCAAGGAGAGCUCACUAUUAUGAUGGUGGAGCAUGAAGAAGCUUGUAGCUUCCAUCAGCCGGAGCAGGAGCAAGGCGGCAGCUCCGAGUCCAUCAACACGCAAGACUCGGAAUCGAAACUCAUAGUGUGAACUCUGGAUUAUUUUGUGGAGUCUUUCUUCAUGCUGAACUUCAUGGGAUAUUGAACUUGGUGCUGUGUGUUUUAUACAUACUGCUUUGGUGCAGUCUUGAGAUGGAGCAUUGGACAGAGAGACAGGUGGAAUUUUCUUGGCAGGCUAUUUACAUAUGGAAAGUCCUAAGUGAGACCUACAUGAAAUAAAAAAUAGUAGGCUAAUAUGCCAAAUGUUGACGUGAGAUAUUUUGAGUAAUAUCAAGCAAGCAAGUGCGAAAGAGAGAGAGAGAGAGAGAGAGAGAGAGAGAGAGAGAAACAGAGAGGCGUGCUUGCUGCUCGGUUUCGUAGGAGGCUUGACACUUCUUAUAGAUGUGGGCGUCUCCUACAGACUACUUCGUCACACUUGUAAGUCAUAGACGUGUUGAAAUACCCUGGUGGGCUUCCCCCGGUUUCCUGCUUUAAAUGGCACUACUUUAAAUGUCUCGUUUUAGAGACUUGGACACGGUUUGGGGGAUGAUGAUCGAAAAACAUUUUUAAAAUUGCUAAACUUCCUGGCACUGGCAAAAACCUCUCUUAUCAUCUUCUGAGAAGAUGAUUUUGCAAGCACUUCUUUUGAAAUCCACUGUACAGGGACUCAACCAUGUGUAAAGAAUGUGCUGAUUUCACAGCUGUAAAUACGAUUAUUUAAAAUUGUGUAAUAUACAAAGGGAACUUUGAAACUUUCUGGAACAUGACAUGACAGAGGGACACACAAGGGAACGUGCUGCCAGGGCUUCCCCUGGAAGGACUCCUGCGGUGUAGAUCAGUAAGAACCACUGGAGCAAAAGAGGAUUUGGGAGAAAUUAAACCCAAUGAACUAGCUCUGUUAAAAAAAAAAAAGAAAAAGAAAAUUUGGCUGAAUCCCAAACCAGAAAGCAAAACUGAACCCGAUACUAACCUUGUAAUUACAAUAUUUGGCGGUUUUAUUAUGUUUAGUGCUUUCGGUGACUCAGUGAACUAUAGAAUACGUGACUCAUAUGCCAUGACAAUGCUUUAAUGGCAAUCAUUUCAGCUUUUCUAAACACUUAAGGACAACUCAUACCUUCAGCAAUGCACGUGGGUGUGAGUCACGCGAGUUGAAAUUCUUUCACUUGCCUUCCCAGGAAUAAUCUCAAUUCUUCUCAGGUUGGUCUUUAGGGAAAAUCCACCCACACCUGGCGGUUUUGCACAACCUAGCUGUGAUUACUUUAGAUAACUACAUCUGGGGUGUAAACUUAACCCGGAGUUGAUCUCUAAUAGGAAGAAUAUGAAGCAUUGCCCAUCUAUCAGCAAUCAAAACCAGUUAGGAAUCCCCCGGUGAAUGCUCUGCAGAGAAUGCUAAACGGAAAGAGACACUUAAGAGGAUCUGUUUCUCUCCCAUCCACCACCAGGAAAAAAGAAUUGGCUGUGCUCCAACACACGGAAUGUUUCUAGUUAAAGUCAUAUCAUGUCAGAUGACCUUUGUAUCAAAGCCAUUUUGAAAUGUAUUGUACUAUUUUUAGACUGUGUCAAUGCUACUGAAUAUGUCAUACAGCAUUCAGUUAUCAAUAUGUUUUUAUACAAUUUUUUUAGCCAAAUCCUUGUGCAAUAUCAUUUCUGUUAAAUAAAAAAAAAAAAAAAGUGUAUAAACAACCCCUUUUCUUCUGCGUUCGACUGCAAGGAGUGCGUCCUGUUUACUUUACAUUAACAGAAAGAAUUUUUACAUCACUAUUUACAUCCAUU